UCCUCCUCGCGGCUGGUAGGGAGUGAGAGAGCCAUAGACAUUAAACCGAUUCGGAAUAUUUAUUUUAUAUUAUAAUUCGAUUUUAAAACAAGGCAAAAAAAACAAACAAGUGAGAUUCCAGUGGAUCAUACUUUCAUCUAAGAUUAAAUGGUUCAUUGUAUGUGAUUGUGGUACAGUUCUUCGUUUGAGUGCUUGUUUCUGUCAGGAAGUUAUCAGAAGCCGGCAGUGCAGUAGCUAGCUAACGUUUUAGCUGGGGACGGGCGGACCUCUUUGUCUGACAGGGGAAAGGAACGCGUGCUCUUUUGUUUUGCAUUGUCUUUGUUUAGUGGGCUAAAGGGAACUCUGGGACCAGCGUUUCUCUUUACUGACGUUCUUCCCAAAAAAUUUAAAAGAUGCAAAACGUGAAGAAAUACUUCACAGAGGGACUGAUCCAGUUUACGAUCUUACUCAGUUUGAUCGGAGUUCGCGUGGAUGUAGAUAGCUACUUGAACGGCUACUACUCACCGCUAGAGAUUACCGACGGUCCCAGCUCAGCCUACAUCCAGACACCGUUUCACAGUUUGAGGGACAAUUGGGACGGGUACAGCGUGCACCCCAAAUGUCCCGAGUUGGACUAUUUCUUCGCCAGCCGUCGGCUCCUGGACGAGGUGAGGGCGCUUGGGUCGCCUGCCCGGUUCCCUACGCAGUUGAGCGCGUGGCUCGUGCACCAAGUACCUGACAGCUCGGAAUUCGGAGAGCCACCGAACAGCACGAGUAGCAGUAAUGUUAGCGCUGGGCUGUCGUCAGAAAGCACCGGGGAAGAGGCCAACGACUCUGACCUUCUCGCUGAGGACGAGAGUUGUUCUACUGUUAGCUCUAGGUUGAGAGGUCGGCAAGAGGAGUGCCAGACUGCCACCCAGCUAAGCACUGAGCCGAGGCCUUAUCCUAGCACCGGAGCCUGCGAGAUACCCAAAGAGGAGGUUGAGUUACUGAAUGGGCAGAUCGAUGGUGAUGAAGCCAGAGAGGAACCCGUUCCCCUGACCCAGCUGGCUCUCAGUUCAGCACUAGAACAAGAGGGUUUGUUCACUAGCGGAGCUUCUCUCGCUUGCCCUGAGGACCCCCCUCCCCCUGCCAUCGACAUCCACCAGCACUGGAGCCACUUCCUGUCUCUACCCGUCUCUGAAUUUGACGAUUUAGACCCGCUGGUUCCUCAGCAGCUGUCUGACCUCGACGCCAGCAUCUCCAGCGCCAUCAGCCAGGACGUCAGUCUUCGCGAUGCAAUGGUAACAGGUUCCACCUACGAUAUGAUCCCACCGAGGGGAGGAGUCAGGACCCUGGUAGCCAGGCAACCAAGAGGGCCCCUUUUCCGACUAGAGUCCACAAACUCCUCCAACUCUGACUCGUCACCAGGGACGACCACAGGGCUGGCCGCACUACCGUUUACCGCAGUGGUCAACGGAACGCAUAACGGAACAUUGUCCCAUGGUGCACUAGGAGGCUGUCUGGACGAGGCAGUGUUUGACCAGAUCAACCUACUGGGGCUGGAGGGCUGCUUGGACACCAUGGACGCCCAGCUGCUGGGGAAUCUACAGGGCAUCGACCCUUGUAUCCUGGAGGACCUCGACUCAGACUCCGGCCUCUCUCUGGAGAGCAGCUCUCGAGGCCCGACCUCCCCGGGUGCGUCUGAGGUGUCGUCAGCGUCUUCUAGUUCAUUCUGUGAGGACGAGGGCGGAGCUAUGGGCUACAGCAGCGAGGCGGACUCCCUCCCCUCCAAGGGCAUCGCAGAGUACGACACAACAUGGUCGCCUGUGGACCUCAGUGAGAGCGUGUGGCACGACCACAGCUACUCCUCCCCAGCCUUCUCCCACCCAUCAGCCACCAUGUUCCCCCACAAAGCCAUCAAACAGGAGCCUCUCAGCGACGAAGAUGACGACAGGGAGGAUUACGAAGAUCGAGAGCUUAGCCGCGACGAACUUCGUGCCCGGGCGUUGCACGUCCCGUUCUCCGCGACAGAGAUCGUCAGCAUGCCCGUGGAAGAGUUCCUGGAGCUGCUGGAGGGGCGUGGCCUAUCUGCAGCCCAGGUCACCCUCCUGAGGGACAUCCGGAGGCGAGGGAAGAACAAGCUUGCAGCACAGAACUGCCGCAAGCGCAAGCUGGACGCCAUCACAGGGCUCCAGGAGGAGGUGGAGAGGCUUCAGGCCCAGAGGAACAGGCUGCUCAGGGAGAGGCAGCACACGGCCAAGGCUCUGGGCGCCGUGGGCCAACGCAUGGAGCACCUCUCCAGGGACGUCCUUUCCAGGCUGAGGGACGACUCAGGACGACCCCUGACCCCAGAGCGAUACACCCUGCAGUGCGGGGCCAAUGGGAGGGUCUUGGUGCAGCAGAUCAGGCGGUCUGGUGUUGCCACGACGACAGCUGGAGGUAAAACGGACAAGAGGAAGAAGGAGAAAAAGCCUUGAUGCAGCAAGGGCUGCUGGGACUUGAAGUUUUAAGGAUGUGUUAUUGUUUUUUCUGAACUUAUGGGCCAGAUUCUGGUCAUGUGACUGUGUUUCCGGAUCUUUCUCUUCCUUCUUGUCUGGACUUUCCGACCUUGGGAGCCUAAAAGGACAGAAACGCAGAAAAAAAUUACACCCAAAAACGUGCAUGUAAAUACAAAUAAUACAGAAUAUGUGUGAAUGAUUGAGAUUUUUUUUCUGGAAAAACAAACGUAGCUCAAACACUGGACUCUAAUGGUUUCUCGCUAUAUAAAUGAAAGGGUUUUAUUAUCAUUAAAUUAUUUCUUACAAGGAGAAUUGUAGUAUUUCCUACUAAAAUAAAUUAGAGGCUAGUUAAAAAGAAUGGAACUCCAAUUCUAUAGCUUAAAGGCCCAAUGCAGACGUAUUUUUAUAUCAAUAUCAAAUAACACCAGGCAAGUUGAAACUCCACCCAUGCAAAACCUGCUGAUUAGAAGGUCCUGUGUAGAUUUUACACCAGCAUCUCUGAGAAAAUAACACUGAUCACAUUUUUUCACACUUUUACAGUGUUUCAUCAGCUGUUGUACAAUAUGAUACAAGACACAGGAAGAACUGAAUUUUGACUGCACUGGGCCUUUAACCUCAACUGGAAAUUGAUAGCAGUUUUUUGGCAUCUAUUGAUAAAGAUUUCUUAACAUUCUGAAAAGUUGUCAAUCAAUCAAUCAAAUGUAUUUAUAAAGCCCUUUUUACAUCAGCAGAUGUCACAAAGUGCUAUACAGAAACCCAGCCUAAAACCCCAAACUGCAAGCAAUGCAGAUGUAGAAGACUGACGUUCCCCAAUAGAUCCUAGUUCUGGAGUUGUAAGUUGAAAUUCUUUAAAAACUGAAUUUAACUGGCGACAUGUUAGACAUGUCAUUUGAAAUAUAAGACAUUUGAGAUGUUACAUUUCCAAAACAAAUUUUAUACACGGAUGUAGCUAUUGCUUUAUGUAUGAUUUUAUUCAAAAUAAUCUUUUUUUAAGCACUGUAUGCUUCCUCCCUUUGAUAUUUUGAAACAGGGCUUUGAGUCUGAUGGUUUUCAUUCUACCUCACAACUACAACGGAUUUAUAUGGAUGAUUUGGGCAUAUUUUGGGAGAGACCAUUUUUUUAUUCCAUGGGGUUGGGGAACACAAGUGCACUCAAGUCACUGCAAAUGCUUCACUGUAGGUCAAGGUUGGUGAAACAACUGACCUAACCCCCCUCAACUUCGUGAAACAAUGCAUUCACCCACUUUUGUGUUCAGAGGUAAAGUGUGUUUGUAUGUAUGUAUGUAUGUAUGUAUGUAUGUAUGUAUGUAUUAUUUGAGAAAUGCUCACCGAGAUUGAAGAAAAUGUGUACUGAAAGAUAAAACAGAAAAAAGUAUACUGUGCAGAGUUAUACAAGAAACAGUCAGAGGUAGGUUAUAUAGUACCUACAUCAAGCAAGUAAAGAUUUUCUUUACGUCUCAGAAGUUAGUUUUGCCUUGGACAAAACCAAUCCAAUUCCCAGGCUGAACAGUUAUUUUAUUUUUAUUAGGCACUUUUAGUUUUGUCUGUGUGUGUGUUUCUGAUUGCCAUGUGUGUUGGAAUAAAUGAGGCUGAAAUGAAUUUUUACAAAUCCAUAAAAUAAAAAAAAUGGUGUUUUGUUUUCGCUUUGAUUGUUUUAUAUAUAAACAUGGCUCUGUUGCUCAACUGGGAUUGAUUGUGUUAAAGCUGUACGGGGAAGGGUAUUGAAAACUGAGUUAUGCGACUUAAAUCUCAUUUUUCUAAGAGCACUAAUGAUGUUCUUGGUGACAUGGUUCUUUCCUAAGAAAAAAAAUAAAAUGGUUAACAAAACUAA
Coregonus clupeaformis (lake whitefish) is the source of this 4289-nucleotide messenger RNA. RefSeq names its product endoplasmic reticulum membrane sensor NFE2L1. The record is from RefSeq and is a predicted model, not a curated record. Gene Ontology annotation, biological process: regulation of transcription by RNA polymerase II. The transcript is spliced from 5 exons. Gene Ontology annotation, cellular component: nucleus. Bases 393 to 2438 code for a protein of 681 amino acids. Lineage: Eukaryota; Metazoa; Chordata; Actinopteri; Salmoniformes; Salmonidae. Gene Ontology annotation, molecular function: RNA polymerase II cis-regulatory region sequence-specific DNA binding; DNA-binding transcription factor activity, RNA polymerase II-specific.